CCUACUUCCGCAAACACCGCUCGUCCGUCGGCUUCAGCUCCAGCAGUUUCCCCGUCUCUCGGUGGUUCAAUGCGGCGGCGGACUCCACUCCUGCCCCGGGUCUCUUCCUCCGCACUGCCGAACAUUUAUGACUGAUUGAUCCGCAACCAUGACGUUCAACAGCCGCUGUUCCGCAGCGGAUCCUCCGGGCCUGGAGAGUCAGCGGCGGGAGGUCGAGUCUCUGCUGCGGGAGAGUGAGCUGUGUGUCGGGGACAGUUGGUACAUGGUGGAACGUCGCUGGUUUGAUCAGUGGAAAGAAUUUGUGGAAUCUGGAGACCGGAACUCGUCUUCGUUCCCCGGUCAGAUUGACAACACCGAGCUGUUUGAGGAGCUGGACUCGUAUCACCUGAAGGAUCGUCUGGUGGAGAACGAGGACUUUGUGCUGUUGCCGGCUGAGGCAUGGCACAAGCUGCUGUCCUGGUAUGGCCUGGUGGACGGUCAGCCGCCGCUGGAACGCAAGGUGGUUGACCUGCCCAGCACCAUGAAGGUAGAGGUUUACCCCGUCGAAAUCUUCCUCUGUCUUCAUAGCGACAUGGAGAACGUCGUCACUGCACCGUUCAGCCGCACUGACGACAUCUACUCCAUCCAGAGAGCAGUGUGUCAGUCGUUCUCGGUGCCUCCGGGUUCAGAGUGUCGUCUGUGGAUGAAGAGUUCAGACAGCAGCUGUGAGCGUCUCAGAAACGUCCACAUGAGUGUGUUGGACACGUGUUUGAGUUCAGGGAUGACGGUGAUCAUGGAGACGAGGAAUGCUGACGGUACUUGGCCGAGCUCCAGACCUCAGAUCAUGAGAAACUCUGUGGAGGAGCAGGAGUCGUACCGAGGUCAGCCUGGAGUCUGUGGCCUCACUAACCUGGGAAACACCUGCUUCAUGAACUCUGCUCUACAGUGUCUGAGCAACACUCCGCCGCUCACCGAGUACUUCCUGCAGAGCUCGUACCUCGAGGAGCUGAAUUUCGCGAACCCUCUGGGGAUGAAGGGUGAGAUCGCCGAGGCCUACGCUGACGUCAUCAAACAGAUGUGGUCGGGGAGACAUUACUCUGUGGUGCCGCGGGUUUUCAAGACAAAGGUGGGUCACUUUGCGUCUCAGUUCCUUGGUUACCAGCAGCACGACAGCCAGGAGCUUCUGUCUUUCCUGCUCGAUGGACUUCAUGAAGAUCUGAACCGAGUCAAAAACAAAGAGUACAUUGAGCUGCGGGACGCAGACGGACGUCCUGACCAGGAAGUGGCGGAGGAGGCGUGGCGCAACCACCGGCGGCGGAACGACUCGGUGAUCGUGGACAAGUUCCACGGCCUCUUCAAGUCCACGCUUGUCUGUCCAGAGUGCCGCAAAGUCUCGGUGACCUUUGACCCCUUCUGCUACCUGAGUGUGCCACUUCCUGUCAGUAAAGAGCGAGUCAUGGAGAUUUUCUUUGUCUCUCUGGAUCCACACGCCAAACCCGUGCAGCAUCGAGUCGUCGUUCCUAAAGCAGGAAAAGUGUCAGAUCUCUGCUCUGCUCUGUCUCACAUGACCAACGUACCUGCCUCACAGAUGGUGGUCGCUGACGUCUUCAACCAUCGUUUCUAUAAAAUCUAUAACCCUGAUGAGUCUCUGAGCUGCAUCCUGGACAGAGACGACAUCUUUGUGUAACAGCAGCAGCAGGAAGAGGAGCAGGGGCAGGAGCCUGUACUUCUCGCUCUCUACCUGCGGGAGCGCUCUCAUUACAGAGAUUAUGGGUCGGGCAGCAGCUCGUAUGGGACGUCGCUCUUCGGUCACCCGCUGCUCCUUAAUGUGCCGCGCAGCAGCUGCAGCCAGGAGGCGCUGUACACACUGUUCCUGCAGAGGCUGGCACGCUAUGUGCGACCUCCUGACCCCUCUGAGGAGUUGGAGGAGGAAGAGGAGGAGGACGACGAAGAGGAACUUUAUAAAACACAGACCAACGGCAUCAGUGACGAUGACGCAGACAAAGUGGACGAGUCGUCUCCGUCCGCUCCCUGCUGCACUGACACACCGCUGGCCAACAGCCAAUCACAGGACAGCAGCAUUGCCGCAGAGCCCCUCCCACACCUCAACCACACGCCCUCCUCAGUGGACAACAGUGACCCCAUACCAGAGACCAGCAACGGGUCACAUGACCAGACUGAGCUCUGCCCCUCCGUCGUUGCCACAAACUGCACAGACGGCGUGGAGCACGGUCGCGAUGCGAGCGAGGAAACGGACGCAAAUGUCUCAGAGACGCCGCCACAGACCUGUGAGACUGAGGACGAGGAGCGAGAGGAGGACAAGCAGGAGGAGGCGCGGUCUACCAGCCCGUCCACCAAUGAGCAGCCGGCAAAGACGAGGGCGUGUCGUAAGAGGAGGAAGAGUCUGUUCAGCAUCCAGGCGGUGAACUCUAACGGGACGACAGAGAGAGGGAUGGGAGAGGGAGGGAACGCUGUGUCCUUCAGCUCUCAGCCGUACGUGGCCAUCGACUGGGAUUCAGACAUGAAGAAAAGAUUCUACAACGAGAACGAAGCCGAGAAAUAUGUGAAACACGCCAGCAUGGACGUUCCUCAGCAGCAGACCACGGUGCAGCUGCAGGAGUGCAUCGAGCUGUUCACCACUGUGGAGACACUGGAGGAGGAGAACCCAUGGUACUGUCCGGUGUGUAAGAAACACCAGUUGGCCACUAAGAAGCUGGACCUGUGGUCUCUGCCUGAGGUCCUCAUCAUUCACCUCAAGAGGUUUUCUUACACCAAGUUCACCAGAGAGAAACUUGACAGCAUUGUGGAUUUUCCCCUCAGAGGCCUGGACUUCUCCAGCUGUCUUCUGAGGAAACAUCUGUCAAAUGAGGAGCCUCCGAGCUGCUAUGACCUCAUCGCUGUGUCCAAUCACUACGGAGGACUGAGAGACGGACACUACACCAGCUACGCUAAGAACAAGGACAACGCUCAGUGGUAUUACUUUGACGACAGUAAAGUGACCUUUGCCUCCGAGGACCAGAUCGUGACCAACGCUGCCUACGUCUUGUUUUACCACCGACAAGAUAAACUCAGAAAACCCACACUGCCCCCGCCCAACACAAGCUCCGCCUCCUCCUCUGCCCCUCAGCUCGCCAACGACAUCACUUCCAGCAAAGAUGACAGCACAGAUUUGGGCGCCGCCUCCUCCUCUGCCUCCGCCUCUUACAUCACCAUGGAAACGGACUAAAUAAGAGCGAGAGUUUGACUCUGAUGGAGUGACUGUUUUUUUUUACUUAAGUCAUUUAUCAACAACACUUGAACUUUGACCUCUCAGUUCUGCUCUGGACUUUAAAGGGACAGUUCAGGGUUUUUACGUGAGAUAAUCUACGAUUUAAGAUGACGCAGAUUUUAUUAAUGCAGUUUUUCACAAAAAAAACGAUGAACUGUCCCUUUACAAUGAGUCAUUCUGGAUUCUCAGGUAGAUUCAUCAGGUUUUUGUUUUUCAGGAAACGUUAAAUUAAUCUGCUUAAAAAAAAUACUGUUUCCACUUUAAAUAAAUG
This is a messenger RNA of Solea senegalensis (Senegalese sole), 3518 nucleotides long. It is a transcript of the gene usp11, whose product is annotated as ubiquitin specific peptidase 11. Gene Ontology annotation, molecular function: cysteine-type deubiquitinase activity. The record is from RefSeq and is a predicted model, not a curated record. Gene Ontology annotation, biological process: protein deubiquitination. The transcript has 21 exons. Lineage: Eukaryota; Metazoa; Chordata; Actinopteri; Pleuronectiformes; Soleidae.